UAGAAUAUGGAUGAUUUAAGAUUCGAAUGGAUUAAAGAUGUUAUUUAUAGAUUUUUAUCCAUCAAUACUACCGAUGAGGCAUUCGACGAUUUGAUCAAAAGAGAUGAAAGCAAUCAAACCAUACUUAAAAAUUUAUUUUCAGAUCCCAAAAUCUCGAAAAAAUGCAUCUUUUUUUAUUCGGACAUAGUAGAAGAAGAAAUUGAAACUGAAGAUGCAGAGGAAAAACCAGAAGAAACUCCGAAACCUGCAACUACAUCUCGCUCGUCUCAUUCCAGUGAAGGGGAGUCGGAUAUUUCGUCUGUAGCAAGUGCUUCCAAAGAAAAAGGUUCAGAAGAUCAAGUCAAAAUUGAAGACACGGAAUCAAAAUCUGACGAUAACGAGUCAGAUGAAAAUGGAUCUUCAAAGAGUGGGUCCGAAGAAAAGUCUGACGUCACUGGAGAAGGUGCUGAUCAGGCGGUUCCUGAGGAAAAAUCUACGGUAAAAGCUUACAUCAAAAUAAAUUCGUUCAAGUCCAUUGGUAUUUAG
Messenger RNA from Argiope bruennichi, 525 nucleotides. RefSeq lists its product as uncharacterized. NCBI's taxonomy places the organism in Eukaryota, Metazoa, Arthropoda, Arachnida, Araneae, Araneidae. The transcript is spliced from 3 exons. The record is from RefSeq and is a predicted model, not a curated record. Bases 7 to 525 code for a protein of 172 amino acids.